CUUACAGCUCUGGCAGCGCUGACAGCAGGAACAGGGCUGACAACACACAACACCGGCAACACAAAAUUAAAUGCAAAACACUAAAAUGACAGUAAAACAAAAUAUGCUGCUUAAAGGAAUUGUGUUGUGUAUAAUCUUUAUUGCGGGCUGCGCUGCGGAUCACACAACGUUACCCGAGAGCUUUGUGAAUGCCGCCCAGCAAUCGACGCAUACAAAUAAUUGGGCGGUGCUGGUGGAUGCAUCGCGCUUCUGGUUCAACUAUCGUCAUGUGGCCAACGUGCUCUCUAUCUACCGUUCCGUGAAGCGUCUGGGCAUUCCUGACUCGCAAAUCAUUCUAAUGAUUGCCGACGACAUGGCAUGCAAUGCUCGCAAUCCCCGCCCAGGUCAGGUGUACAACAAUGCCAACCAGCACAUCAAUGUGUAUGGCGAUGAUGUGGAGGUCGAUUAUCGCGGCUACGAGGUCACCGUGGAAAACUUUGUGCGUCUGCUCACGGGACGCACUCAGAAUGGUACGGCACGGUCCAAGAAGCUGCUCUCUGAUGCAGGCAGCAAUGUGCUGAUCUAUUUGACGGGACAUGGUGGUGACGGUUUUCUCAAGUUCCAGGACUCAGAAGAGAUAACCAGUCAGGAGUUGGCCGAUGGCAUUCAGCAGAUGUGGGAAAAGAAACGCUAUAACGAACUCUUCUUUAUGGUGGACACUUGCCAGGCGGCCUCGCUCUAUGAGAAGUUCACCUCACCUAAUGUUCUGGCGGUGGCCAGCAGUCUGGUCGGCGAAGAUUCGUUAUCGCAUCAUGUGGAUCCCUCGAUUGGCGUCUAUAUGAUCGAUCGCUACACUUAUUAUGCACUUGAGUUUCUGGAGAAGGUUCAGCCCUUUAGUAAGCGAACAAUUGGCGAAUUUCUGCAAGUGUGUCCCAAGCGCGUCUGCAUCUCGACUGUCGGUGUCCGCAAGGAUCUCUAUCGUCGGGAUCCGCAUAAGGUGCCCAUCACCGACUUCUUUGGCGCUAUUCGGCCAACUCGCGUCUCCACGGAACGCAUCAAUGUGACGCUGUCCAACGAAGAGGACUUUGUUAACGAUGUCGCAAAUGUGCAGCCAAAGAAAGAGUUCAAGAUCAUAAUGGAGCCACAGUUCACAGCUGAAUUAUUGAAAUGACCUGAAUGUACAUAGACUAGCUUUGAUUAAAGACUCGAUGGCGAAGAAAUCAGCAUUUUCUAAACAAUUUGUAUGCUAAUGAAUAAAUAAUGUACCAUAUGUUUUACGUGUGAUAGGAAACCAAUUUUGAUAUCAUUUCAAGUGUG
Messenger RNA from Drosophila nasuta, 1296 nucleotides. RefSeq names its product Phosphatidylinositol glycan anchor biosynthesis class K (gene PIG-K). Gene Ontology annotation, cellular component: GPI-anchor transamidase complex. Lineage: Eukaryota; Metazoa; Arthropoda; Insecta; Diptera; Drosophilidae. Gene Ontology annotation, molecular function: GPI-anchor transamidase activity. The transcript is spliced from 7 exons. Bases 71 to 1150 code for a protein of 359 amino acids. Gene Ontology annotation, biological process: attachment of GPI anchor to protein; proteolysis. The record is from RefSeq and is a predicted model, not a curated record.